ACGCAGGGAAACAUGGCAGCUACAGCGGGCAACAACAUGGACAUCUCCGCGUCCAUCGCAGGGGUUUUGAAAGAUAAACACAGCCCCGCACAUCUGCAGGUGUUAAAGACGUUUACAGCUGCGCUGCGAGAUGAAGAAUACAGGGAUGCCGUGGAGCAGGAGACCUUCUCCAGCCUGCUGGGGGUCCUGGCCAGGCUGCAGGAGGAGCUGCAGGAGGAGCUGCAGGAUGCUCAGAGGGACAGUGAUGGUCUGCAGCUGCAGCUGACUGCAGAGUGCUUCAGGGCUCAGAGAAACUCCUGCGUCCAGAGCAAACGCAACCAAAACCUGCUCAGGGAACUGGGUUUCAUUGACGUGUCUCUCAAGCUCUUGAGUUUGCUUCAGGCUUCAGAUUUUGGGAGCCAGGAUGCCGCAUUUGAGCCUCUUCGUUCUGGGAUUCAGUUUCUUGGUAACUUGGGAGUUGGAAAUCAAAUGUGUAAAGAUGACAUUUGGCAGCUGAGCUUCCCUGAGAUUCUCCUGCAGCUCCUGAGUGUGGAGGAUGAGAAGGUGGUGGACUACACCUGUAUGGUUCUGCACACGUGUCUGGAUGAGGCCAAGGUGGAGGACUUGUCAAAGCCACAGAACAUCAAGCUGGCGCUCAGGUUGAUGGAGCUCUGCAGAACCCAACCUGACCUCGACUGGACGGUGCUCACUGUAACCCAGCAUUUCCUCAAGUCUUCAGCUUUGGUGGAGAGCAUGUACUCUGAGAUGUGCCACAAUGAAAGAGUUACCCUGUUGGAGCUGCUGCUGGCCCAGAUGAGAGAAGAGGAUCUAGACGAGUGUGGCAUCCACACGAGUGUGGCUCAUUUCCUGGCCAGUUCCUUCCAGCAGGGUUGUGGAGCCGUGCUCACACUUGCUACUGGUUCUGCUUCCAGUGAAGAUGUCCUGCAGGAGGCGCUGACUGUGAUCAGUCUGCUGGACGUGUUGUGUGAGAUGACCUCAGACCGCAAGCAGUUCAUGUUCCUGCAGGACCACCUUGACCUUCUUGUGACUACAGUCGAGCUCCUGAAGCAGGUGCAUGCCAUAGGGAAGGCCAGCAAGAACAUUUUCAGCACCACUCAGAAUUUUUCCUCCUUUGCUGAAGACGGAGAUGAGGAUCCGUCCUCUUACUCCCCUGUCAUCAGCUUCAAAGCCCACCUCAUCAGGCUCAUUGGAAACCUCUGCCACAGCCACACCAGCAACCAGAAUAAGGUGAGAGAACUUGAAGGCAUCCCCCUCAUCCUGGAUAACUGCAACAUCGACGGCAACAACCCUUUUAUCAGCCAGUGGGCCAUCUUUGCCAUCCGGAACCUCCUGGAACACAACACGCAGAACCAGGAGCUGGUUGCCGGCUUGGAGCAGCGCGGGCCGGUCGACUACUCUGCACUGAAGGAGCUGGGCCUCCUGAUGGAGGAGCGAGACGGAGGUUUCUUGCUAAAAACUGUGAGAAAAGACUCCUGAACACGAUGAAGCCGUGAGGAGAAGGAGAGGUUUUCAUGCAGAGGAAAUGCGAGCUUCGUAGUUUGUGUCUUAGUAGUUUCAUUGAUGUUGCGCUUGUUCUGCUGAUUGAAGACCUGAUUUCAGAUUAAAGGGGGGAAAAAAAGGCCUGCGCCUGUCACACAAAGUUGAAUGAUGCAUUGCUGAGAGAUUUACGAGGAGAAAAAAAAGUGCUUUUAAUUUAAAUAUCUGAACAGUGUGUGUGACCCGUUUCUACCUCAGUUAUGCCAGCGCUCACACCCUGCUGGGGCUCAAGGUAUUACUGAUACACAAAAGGCUCAUGAGGUCUCCCCGGUAAAGAAUCAGAGGUCAGAGGUUCAGCAGCUCCUGCUUUUGUCCUGGUCUGAGUCUGGGAAAUGAGGAGUUAGUGAGGGGUGAGCUCACGCUGGCACCUUUUUGAAGAGACUGAUGCCUUGUGGUUUAAUCCAAAGACAAAGCGCACCACAGCAUCCAGGCUUUUUGCCUUUCAGAAACGGUGGUGCUACCAGCAGGAGUUGAAGUUUAAUCUGAGGCCCUUAGUGGCUUACGCAGUAACCAUGAAACAGAGAAUGACCAAAACAUCAUGCAAUCUACCCCCUCCUUACCUUAGCUAAUUAAAAAGUGGCAUCUCAGUUCUAGUACCAAGGCCUCCUUAUUAAAACGCUUAAAAUGACUGCUUAUCUGGACAUGUUUACUAUUAUAAUGGAGGACAUGCAAGUGGAAAGACAUGUUUAAUCCACUCGUAUUUUGCACCUCAGGGCCAUGAUACAAGUAUCUGACACUAUGCAUGCUUUGUAAUGUUAAAAUAAGGCUCGUUGAACAUCAUGAGCUGAUCAUUGUACCUUUGCUUGCUUACCAACUCAUAUUCAUCGUAGUCAUGAGAAUUUACUCUUCAUCUAACCCAUAUCUUGAAAAUUAAGGCAUGCUGCAAU
Molecule: messenger RNA, 2423 nt
Organism: Cololabis saira (Pacific saury)
Lineage: Eukaryota; Metazoa; Chordata; Actinopteri; Beloniformes; Belonidae
Gene: atxn10
Product: ataxin 10
Exons: 11
Coding region: 13-1476 (487 amino acids)
Biological process (GO): neuron projection development
Cellular component (GO): cytosol
Source: RefSeq, a predicted model, not a curated record